AUGGCCGCUCCGCCCGCGCCCGCCGCCGCGCCCGCGCCCCUCGUGCUGCACUCGCUCGACGAGGCCUUUGCGCUGGCCGAGGCCGUCGCCGCCGGCAGCACAGGCACCGGUGCCGGCCACGCCGCGCCGCCGCCGCAGCUGGCGCAGCUGGCCGACGCGCUGGAGCGCCUGCAGCGCCGCGAGCGCGAGCGCGACGGCGCCGGCACCGUGCUGCUCGCCGCCGCCGCCGGCGCGCACGAGCCGCUGGCGUUCGUCGAGUGGCGCGCGCCCGCCGCCCUUGUCGGCCUGCAUGUGCUCAUCGCACGCAUCAUCGCGCGCCCGGCGCCGGCGGAGCGUGCGGCGCUGGUGCCGUUCAUCGACGCGCUGCUGCGCCUCGGCGACGGCAACGUGCUGCGCCAAGCCGCCGCGCGCGUCGACCAGUUCGCGCACCUGCUGCACGCCGUCGCCGAGAGCCUGCAGGAC
Tilletiopsis washingtonensis is the source of this 462-nucleotide messenger RNA. RefSeq lists its product as hypothetical. The transcript is spliced from 3 exons. Lineage: Eukaryota; Fungi; Basidiomycota; Exobasidiomycetes; Entylomatales. The annotation marks the transcript as partial. The record is from RefSeq and is a predicted model, not a curated record.